CCCUACUAGUCAAUCUCAGAUAAUGAGUCUGCCCAGAAGAGCGAAGCGGUUCCCAAUUUCAAACAAAAACAAGGUCUAUAGAUAGGCUACAGAGGAUUAGAACGGCAGGAAUAACGGGAUUUUUUGUUUUAAAAAAUAAGAAAAUUACACUUGAUAGGUGCAGCUUGUAACCACACUCUGCAAAGCACUGGACCCUGCACAUUUACCAAUUCGUUUGCGUUCACGUUCCAAAUUUAAUUUUGACGCGAAAACCUGAAGCACCUAACCUAACAAGUGCAAUCCUCUAGGUGGCUAUAUCUCGGUGUUCUUACUUGCAACAGUAAACCGACAUUGUACAUUUUAUAUAUUUUUAUAUAUCUUAUUAAUCCACUGAGAAGCCAUGCCGAGGUCGAAUAGGCAAAAAGAAUACAAGCCUGGGGAUCUCGUGUUUGCGAAAAUGAAGGGUUAUCCACAUUGGCCCGCGAGGAUUAACGAGUUACCUGAAGGAGCAGUCAAGUCCCCCGCAAACAAGUACCAAGUGUUCUUCUUUGGGACACAUGAGACGGCAUUCCUGGGUCCCAAGGACUUGUUCCCCUAUGAGGAGGGCAAGGAGAAGUUUGGCAAGCCCACCAAGAGGAAAGGCUUCAGUGAGGGUCUAUGGGAAAUUGAGAACAACCCUACGGUGGUACACGAACCCACAGGCUAUGAGCCGGCAAAGGAGACCCCAGCAGAGGGGAUGGUGGAGGCAGGUGGGCCACGAAAGGGGAAUGCAGAAGGAAGCAGUGAUGAGGAUGAAGGGACCCUCAUCAUCGAUGAGAAGAACGACAGGGGAGUAGCCAAGAGGAAAGCUGGGGGUUCCGUCGAGAGCUCUCCUAAACGACCUAAGGACACAGAGAGCAAAGGUGACUCGAAGGUGGAUAGCAAGAAGUCUGACACCGAGCUGAAGCUCAAUGACAAGGCAGGGCCUAAGCCCACAGCACUGUCUUCCGCAGGCGAACCAAAGCCAGAGGGCCAGGCAAAACCACUGACUGAGGCCCAAUUAACAUCAGAGAAGCCUGUGACUGACAGUGCUUAACAUCAAUCCUCUGAGGAUGACCAAGGACCUGUGGUUUUUCUCCAUGGAAUCUGGGGUGUCAACAUAAUUAGCUAAUCUUUGAAUGCUAGGUUUCUGCUGUUUAAGUAACUGGAAAGUGUUAAGACCUAUAUAGAAAUUGUACAGGCAAAACAAACUUACUUGCCAGUUGGGGGUAUUGAAUAUCCCAGGAUUUAAAUUGUUGUCAAACCAAUAGUGAUGAGAAAUUCAAUGCUCAAGAGGAAAUGGGUUUUGGAUGUAUUAUAAUUUUUUCAAUUAUGAAUUCUAGCUGCUAGGUGUCAAAUGCAUUACAGUUUAGAGAGUACACACGCCUGCCGGUUUCUUAACAAAAAUCUGAACAUAAGCAAACAAAUACAGAAACACAAUUUCGGGGAAAUCUUUUGAACAUCACAUUCAUAAUACAUUUCCAUUUGACAUAAAAAUCCUGCUUAUCCUGUUUGAAUACGUUUUUAGUUUUGAGGUUCAUUGGUUUGAGAAUAUUAGAUAGCUUUUAGCUAUGUCAUUGUGCUUUAUAAAAAUAACAUAUAUUUAUGUUCUUGGCUUUAAGGUGCAUUCGGAAAGUAUUCAGACCCUUGGCUUUUUCCAUAUUUUGUUACGUUACAGUGUUAUUCUAAAAUUGA
Coregonus clupeaformis (lake whitefish) is the source of this 1692-nucleotide messenger RNA. RefSeq names its product hepatoma-derived growth factor-like. Gene Ontology annotation, cellular component: nucleus. The transcript has 6 exons. The record is from RefSeq and is a predicted model, not a curated record. Gene Ontology annotation, molecular function: transcription coregulator activity; double-stranded DNA binding. Gene Ontology annotation, biological process: regulation of transcription by RNA polymerase II. Bases 380 to 1054 code for a protein of 224 amino acids. Lineage: Eukaryota; Metazoa; Chordata; Actinopteri; Salmoniformes; Salmonidae.